This is a messenger RNA of Lynx canadensis (Canada lynx), 1702 nucleotides long. RefSeq names its product solute carrier family 32 member 1 (gene SLC32A1). The record is from RefSeq and is a predicted model, not a curated record. NCBI's taxonomy places the organism in Eukaryota, Metazoa, Chordata, Mammalia, Carnivora, Felidae. Bases 57 to 1637 code for a protein of 526 amino acids. Gene Ontology annotation, molecular function: amino acid transmembrane transporter activity. Gene Ontology annotation, biological process: amino acid transmembrane transport. Gene Ontology annotation, cellular component: vacuolar membrane. The transcript is spliced from 2 exons.
GCGCGUCCCCCGCGCCCCCAGCCCCUUGUGUCCUUUCCACGGACCCCGCCGCAGCCAUGGCCACCCUUUUACGCAGCAAGCUGUCCAACGUGGCCACAACAGUGUCCAACAAGUCCCAGGCCAAGGUGAGCGGCAUGUUCGCCAGGAUGGGUUUUCAGGCGGCCACCGACGAGGAGGCGGUGGGUUUUGCUCACUGCGACGACCUCGACUUUGAGCACCGUCAGGGCCUGCAGAUGGACAUCCUGAAAACCGAGGGCGAGCCCUGCGGGGACGAGGGCGCCGAGCCGCCCGUCGAGGGAGACAUCCAUUACCAGCGCGGCGGAGGCGCGCCCCUGCCGCCCUCGGGCUCCAAGGACCAGGCUCUGGGGGCCGGUGGCGAGUUCGGGGGCCACGACAAACCCAAGAUCACGGCGUGGGAGGCGGGCUGGAACGUGACCAACGCUAUCCAGGGCAUGUUCGUGCUGGGCCUGCCCUACGCCAUCCUGCACGGCGGCUACCUAGGGUUGUUCCUCAUCAUCUUCGCCGCCGUGGUGUGCUGCUACACCGGCAAGAUCCUCAUCGCGUGCCUGUACGAGGAGAACGAGGACGGCGAGGUGGUGCGCGUGCGGGACUCGUACGUGGCCAUCGCCAACGCGUGCUGCGCGCCGCGCUUCCCGACGCUGGGAGGCCGCGUGGUGAACGUGGCGCAGAUCAUCGAGCUGGUGAUGACUUGCAUCCUGUACGUGGUGGUCAGCGGCAACCUCAUGUACAACAGCUUCCCGGGGCUGCCCGUGUCGCAGAAGUCCUGGGCCAUUAUCGCCACCGCCGUGCUGCUGCCCUGCGCCUUCCUUAAGAACCUCAAGGCGGUGUCCAAGUUCAGCCUGCUGUGCACUCUGGCCCACUUCGUCAUCAACAUCCUGGUCAUCGCCUACUGCCUGUCACGGGCACGCGACUGGGCCUGGGAGAAGGUCAAGUUCUACAUCGACGUCAAGAAGUUUCCCAUCUCCAUUGGCAUCAUCGUGUUCAGCUACACGUCCCAGAUCUUCCUGCCUUCGCUGGAGGGCAACAUGCAGCAGCCCAGCGAGUUCCACUGCAUGAUGAACUGGACUCACAUCGCCGCCUGCGUGCUCAAGGGCCUCUUCGCGCUGGUCGCCUACCUCACCUGGGCCGACGAGACCAAGGAGGUCAUCACGGAUAACCUGCCCGGUUCCAUCCGUGCCGUGGUCAACAUCUUCCUGGUGGCCAAGGCGCUGUUGUCUUACCCGCUGCCCUUCUUCGCUGCUGUGGAGGUGCUGGAGAAGUCGCUCUUCCAGGAAGGCAGCCGCGCCUUCUUCCCGGCCUGCUACGGCGGCGACGGGCGCCUCAAAUCGUGGGGGCUGACGCUGCGCUGUGCGCUGGUCGUCUUCACGCUGCUCAUGGCCAUCUACGUGCCGCACUUCGCGCUGCUCAUGGGCCUCACCGGCAGUCUCACGGGCGCCGGCCUCUGCUUCCUGCUGCCCAGCCUCUUCCACCUGCGCCUGCUCUGGCGCAAGCUGCUGUGGCACCAAGUCUUCUUCGAUGUCGCCAUCUUCGUCAUCGGUGGCAUCUGCAGUGUGUCCGGCUUCGUGCACUCGCUUGAGGGCCUCAUCGAGGCCUACCGAACCAACGCGGAGGACUAGGGCGGGAGGGCUCCCGCGCUCCCGCGCCCUUCCCACCCUCCCCACCCACCCCCACCAGCCCUGUG